CUCAACUUUGACACACUGAGCGUCGCUCAGGUUGAACUAAGGCAGACUCUGAACUGAACUGCCCUUCAGUUCGUUCAAGUUCAUUUAAACCUAUACAACUAUUCAAAGGAAAUAGUCAGUAAACCUGCAGCAGACUUAAAGAUGUCGUCCAAAAAAGUGGUGGAGUUGUUUUACGAUGUGGUGUCACCUUACUCCUGGCUCGGCUUUGAGGUGAUGUGUCGCUACAGAAACGUGUGGAACAUAGACUUGAAGCUGCGUCCAGCUUUUCUGGGUGGUGUCAUGCAAGGAUCAGAAAACAAGCCUCCUGGUUUGGUUCCUAAUAAAAUGAUGUACAUGAGUGAGGAUCUGAAGCGCCUGGCAAACUACUUUGAUGUCCCUUUGAAGGCACCGUCAGACCCCUUUGAGGCCAUGUUCAGAAAAGGGUCUUUGUCAGCAAUGAGAUUUGUGACUGCAGUGCAACGGGGGGAGAAAGGUGACGAUAAGCUGGUGGAGCAAGUUUCCCGCGAGCUAUGGAGACGGAUCUGGAGCGAGGACAAAGACAUCACUGAACCUGCGUCACUUAUUGAGGCAGCAGCAAAAGCAGGAUUGCCUGACAGUGACAUCAAGGAAGCGUUAAAGCUGCACACCUCAAAGGACAUUAAAGACGAGCUUAAAAAUGCAACACAGGAAGCACUCGGUCAUGGGGCUUUUGGCUUCCCCAUGAUGGUGUGCCAUAUUGAUGGAAAGCCAAAGAUGUUCUUUGGAUCAGACAGAUUUGAGCUCAUGGCCCACUGCAUUGGAGAGAAAUGGCUCGGACCUAGACCUGAUAGUUCUCCUGCUAAGCUGUGAGGUGACAACAGUCUUCGUGUGCUGCUGAUUUGCUCCCAGAUGCGAAUAUUGCCAUUUCGUUCUUGCUUUUUUUCCGUAAGUUUCCAGAAUUCCUGUUUUCUCAGCCGUGCCUUCUGAAAAACAAGCUGGCCAUCUCUGGAAAAGCUCAGUAACUCAUGAUUAUUAUACAUUACCAUUGUAGGGCUAAAUACCACCACAGUACAAUAGUUACAUAUUUAUAGUGUUUUAUAAAUUAAGUGCUGACAAUUUUCUGACGUAAGAUGAUCUUUGCCUUAUAAUAUACGAAAAAACAAUGUCAUUUUUGUAGCUUUUUUUUGGUCAAGAUGUCAUGCAGAUGGUUUAUGAUUGUGGCCUAGAAAACCUUCUCUAAAUACUGGUUGGAAAACAUUCAGGCAUUUAGUGCAGGCGUUUAUGUUGAAACACAAAAGUGUUAUGUAACAUCUGUGUUUUACAGCUAAUAUACUAAUACAUUCUCUUCAAUUGUAUUUUUUCAUAGAUCAGUGUAAUAAAGUGUCUGAAAGUUUGGAAACCUUUGAUAAUCUUCUGUUUCAUACCUAAAAAUGAUGUAAAGCACCAUUAAAAGUCUUCCAAGUAAAUCCCAAUAAAACAAAUGAUGGUAAGAA
Molecule: messenger RNA, 1451 nt
Organism: Cololabis saira (Pacific saury)
Lineage: Eukaryota; Metazoa; Chordata; Actinopteri; Beloniformes; Belonidae
Product: glutathione S-transferase kappa 1-like
Exons: 7
Coding region: 142-828 (228 amino acids)
Biological process (GO): glutathione metabolic process
Cellular component (GO): mitochondrion; peroxisome
Molecular function (GO): glutathione transferase activity; glutathione peroxidase activity
Source: RefSeq, a predicted model, not a curated record